Messenger RNA from Pleurotus ostreatus (oyster mushroom), 513 nucleotides. RefSeq lists its product as uncharacterized. The record is from RefSeq and is a predicted model, not a curated record. The transcript has 2 exons. The coding region runs from base 1 to 513 and encodes 170 amino acids. Lineage: Eukaryota; Fungi; Basidiomycota; Agaricomycetes; Agaricales; Pleurotaceae.
AUGCAACGUCGCAAGAGGGCUCACAUGGACAUUCAAGUGUAUGAAGACUGGGAGCUUGGCGCUGGCUCGAGUACUCCGUCACAGCCCCCAAUCACUGAGUCAACAACUCACCGGCAUGUCGACUAUGUGGCUCGCAAGAGGGGAAUCUCUACCAAGACCUCAUACUACAGCACUGAGGCCCUAUCUACUGUCAUCACGGACGAUCAUGGGCAUGACGAGAGCAGCACUUACGAUUCCGUGUGGGACGAAACAACGGGGCUUCAUAGGAUUGAGCACGACAGAGACGACGAUGAGGAGGUUACUUGCCUCCCGAGGACUACUCGCAAACGCACGAUGGCAGGGUGUGGAUGCAUGAGCGCGAUACCUUUGUUCAGGAAUUCCUACGGUUGGAGGGACGAGCUUACCCAGAUGCUGGGUGCCCCGGCGUUCACACAGAGCUUGCCUGUGGAAAAGACGCGCUUUUCCGGUGUCCCCAAUGUUUCGACCCUCGAUUGUUCUGCCAGGACUGCAUAG